GUGAGUGAGACGCGAUGAUGGAGCAGAGCUGGAGCUCUUUCUUAUUCCAGCAGGCUAAUGAAGCCCUUCACCACCAGCACCAGGUGGCCCCAAACAGCCUGCUGCCGCUGCUGAACUCUGAGCCGCAGGACCAGAAGCCUGUGAUGCCCAUUCCCCUGGACCACAAGCCCCCCGUCAGUGCCGCAGACCUUCUCAAAGACAACGUCGUCAGUGGGACUGGUGGUGGUGGCAAUGCUGGUCCAAUGGUUGUAGUCAAAAAAGAGCACAAAAGCAAAACGCCUUUCAUCUGCGGCUACUGCAACAAGGCCUUCCGCGACAGCUACCACCUCCGCAGACAUGAGUCCUGCCACACCGGCAAAAUGGUAUCCAGACCCAAAAAAACGGCACAGGCGGCACCCACAAUGGUCCCGCUCAUUUCCAGCAUGCCUCGUGAAAGCACCGGCGACCCUUCGUAUAUUUCAACCGUCGCUGGCAUCCUUUCCACAGCCACUACUUCAACUUCCUCUGCUUCUACUGUCAUGUCACCAACGUCCAUGUCUAACGUGACCCAGCACAGCGCCCCCAAAAAACCACCCAAACCCGUCAAGAAGAACCACGGCUGUGAAAUGUGCGGCAAGGCCUUCCGGGACGUUUAUCAUCUGAACCGGCACAAGCUGUCGCACUCAGACGAAAAGCCCUUCGAGUGUCCGAUCUGCCAGCAGCGCUUCAAGAGGAAAGACCGCAUGACGUAUCACGUGCGCUCGCAUGACGGAGGUGUCCACAAACCAUACGUCUGUUCGGUCUGCGGAAAGGGAUUCUCCAGGCCCGACCAUCUCAGCUGCCACGUGAAGCAUGUUCAUUCCUCAGAGAGACCUUUCAAAUGUCAAGUAACGGCCUGUACAUCAGCCUUUGCCACCAAAGACAGACUUCGGUCACAUAUGAUUCGGCACGAGGGUAAAGUCACUUGCAACGUGUGCGGAAAGAUGCUGAGCGCCGCCUACAUCACCAGCCACUUAAAAACACACGGCCAGAGCAACUUCAACAACGCCUGUAACAAAGGUUAUGCCCUUUCAGUCCAUGGAGCAAGGCAUUCUGGAGAUUGGCAGUGGAACCACUCAGGGCUCCGAAAAGACAACACUGAAGUUUGCAACUCUGCCUCCAGUACGCCGGUCACGCCUGCUGCCCCCAUCACCUCUACAAUGAACCGUGGAAACACCAGCAACCCUGUAACCAUCGCAGCCCAGAUGAACAUUUCCACCAACACCGUCAACAUCACAUCACCAGUCAGCCUGCAGCACCAAGUUACCAUCACCGGCCCUGUAAACAUCGCCUCCGUCAACAUCCCAGCCUCAGCGCCCAUGAACAUCGCCCAUCCGGUGGCCAUCACUACGCCAAUGCCUAUGAACAUCGCCACCCCGCUGAACAUCGCCAUGAGACCUAUGGACAGCAUGCCAUUUCUGUCUCAAGUUCUGCCGUCUUCUCCGUGGUAGACCCGGAGCCCUGACCAGCCUUUUUGCCCUGACCUUUGUGCAAAUGGCGCCUGUGUGGUGCUAACAAAACCUCUCGGCUACAUUUCAACACUAGUGGAAGAUUUGCACGGGUCGAUCAAACUCUCUCUGGCCUUCAAAAACGUUUGCAUUUUGCGCACCACGCAAGCAGCUCUGUAGCUGGGCGUUUCGCAAGCUCCUCUGAGCACUUCAAAUCCAGAUGAUGGACGUUUUUAAAGACAAAUGCAAUAAUUGAUGUGCAUUUAAAACUUUUUUUUUCUUUCUUUUUAAAUGAGCAGAGUGCCAGCGGGAUCUUCAAUCAAUUUGAAGUUCAACCUGCUAAUCAGUAUUUUAAGGAAUCUCGUUUGAAAUGGACUGUUGCUUCCAUUGAGAGGGAGGAUUUUGUUGUUAUUUUACAUUUGUGCAGGGGUGUGAGUGCAUGCGUGUAUACGUGUGGCUACUUUUAAAGAGGUACUUUUUUUUUUUCUUCAUUAAUAGUGUUCGUCACGACACCGUUUACUACUAUUUAGUUUUUCCAAGGGGAGGGCAGCUUUGCUCUCUUAUUGUUUACGUUGCCAUUGUUAGCUGUUGCAUGUUUUCUUUUGCAUACAAAAGAAAAUGUUUGGAAGAAAGAAGGUGAGUCUUGCACUGAACACAUAUCCCUUGUUUAAAGACACAGUAUUAUCUAAAUAUGACCUUUGUGGUAAUAUGGCUCUGUCCCAAAUGGUGCACUUAAUCCUGUGAUCUUGUGGCCUCCAUGAAGACCGCAGACUGUCCUGUUUGUCUUUUUAUUGUUGACAAAGGUGCUCAAGAGCAGCCCCUUUGCUGCAGACCUCAUAGCCGACUACUGUCCAACAAUCUGUGGAGUGUUACUUUACCAAAGGCCCAAUCUCAGAUGGCACACUUCAUGUGCUCUUGCAGUCUUGUGAACCUACAUUGGCUGCAGUGUGUGUGUGUGUGUAAUCAAACCAUUCUGGAGGGUGCUUUCAAGACCCCCUUCUGGUGCAGACUUCAUAGUCAAUACUAAUGAACAGUUCAUGAAAAAAUCCAAUCCCAAAUGGCACAUUUCGUGCGCAUUACAGUGCUCACCAAAUCCUGGAGGGCCACUGAUUUGGUUUUAAAUCUAGUUAGAAACACCCGAGUCAAGAAAACAAAUGCUGCAUCCAAAAUCGCAUACUUCCAUACUAUAUAGUAUGCUAAAAACAGUAUGCAAACUGAGUAGUAUGUCCGAACUAUAGAAUUCGGAAAACAGUUGGCGAGAAUUUCCCGGAUGACCUACUACUACUGGGGAGAUUCUACAGUCCACAUCCAAUGGACGUUACGCUAUCCCGUGAUGCCACGUGAGAGAAUUCUUGAAUGGGAGUGAAGCGGUGCAACUGACGCGGUUAUGUGAUGCAGAUGUAAUGCUCCAUUCAUAAUACUUGCCUUCAUACUAUAUAGAUCAGGGGUGCCCAAACACGGUCUUGGAGGUCUGGUGUCCUACAGAGUUUAGCUCCAACUUGCCUCAACACACCUGCCUGUAGGUUUAUAGUAUGCCUACAUAGAGCUUGAUUAGAUGGUUCAGGUGUGUUUAAUUGGGGUUGAAGCUAAAAUCUGCAGGUCACUGGACCUCCAGGACCGAGUUUGAGAACCCCUGGUAAGAACAACUUUCUAACAGUCGUAAAGUAAAUUCAAAUUCAACUGUAGUACCUACUGAGUAGUAGGCGAAUUCGGACACAGCCAAGGUCUUAAGAUCUAAAAAAUAUCUAGGCAGGUAUAUUGUGAAAAGUUCAAGCUAAACUCUUGGAGAGGGGCUUUUCAGAACUAAGUUUGGACUGAUCUAGAGUGUCCCAUUAUGCAUUUUUUAUACUUUCCGAACCUUUCAAGUAAAGUGCUCCCUUUGGUGCACACUUAAAAGCAGACUACCCCUCAACAUUCUGUUGAGAAUUAUUCAACCAAAGGUCCAAUCCCAAAUGGCAAACUUUUUGUGCACUCCCAUUCUUGCGGACUUACAGUGGUCGGCAUGUGGAGGUGUUUAAAUUCUGCAUGAAAUCAAAAUUUACAAUGUUUAUUUUGCUAGCACACAUUGUUUUUGUUUAGGUGAACAAUUAAUUCAUGAAAGUUAAUGCACUGAAAAAAGUUUGUUUUGGUAAACUUUAAUCAAAGUCUGACCAUUUGUUUCCAUGUGGAGUGGCGGUCCUUCUCUGUUGACAUCAGUUUGACACUUCAGCGACAAUAUUCUUAACCACACCCCUCUUACCAUUAGUUUGCUAUGAGGGAAUGUUGUGCAAAAAGAAACUCCGCCCCCUACUUAAUAUUCCAUUUUAGUUGGAAGUACAGCAACUGAAUUCUUAGCAACUUCAGAAUUCCAAAAUUAAUCAACAUUGGUAGUGGGUUAGAAACAUUUUUCUAAAUUGUCCUAGGACUGGUUGUUGUUUAGGACAACAUUGUGAAGAGUUUUGAUCUGUUUCAGGUGUUGACUGAUGUAGUCUUGCUCCUGGAGGGCCACUGUCCUGCACUUUUUAGAUUGAAAACCACCACCUGAACUAGUUAAACAAGGUCUGUCUUGACAUAUUAAAAAUGUCCAGGCAGGUGUAUCAAGUCAAGUUGGUCCUAAACUCUCCAGAACAAUUGCUUUCCAGGACUGUUUGGACUCCUCUACCGUAGUGGGUGCCAUUCAUCAUUUUAACGUUCAGAAUGAUGCUUGCAAGUGCCCCAUUUGGUACUGUUCUCUUCUGCUUGACAGUCUGUAGAGAAUUACUUGACCAAAGACCCAGUCUGGAGUGGUACACUUAAUGUGCACUUGCAGUUUUUGCAAUGGUCGUUAUUCGCAUUUAUCUGAAAAACCAUAGAGCAGGGGUAUCUAAUGGUCUCCUUGUGUGCAUGUGAAGUUCAUGAAACCAUAGGACAGGGGUGCCCAAUCCUGUUCCAGGAGAUCUACCAGCCUGCAGAGUUGCAACCUUGAUCAAACACACAUGUCUUUAAUUACCAAGUGCUCCUUCAGAUCCUACUUAGUUGGUUUUAUUGUGUUUGAUAAGGGUUGGAGCUAAACUCUGCAAGAAGGUAGAUCUCCAGGAACAGGAUUGGGCACCCCUGCCGUAAGAUGCCCUGUCCCACUCUGAAGAGCACUUGCGAGAGUCUCUUUUGUGACUCAAUAGUCAUUACUGCUUGAGUGUUCUACUCAGUGGAGCAUUACUUUUACCUAAGACCCAAUCCCAAAUAGCAUAUUCAGUCUGCACUUGCAGUCUUGGGGACUUGGUUGCCAAAUGUGCAUGUCCACUAAGUCCAUAAGGUUGUAAAGCAGUGGUGUUCAGACGACUAAACACAAUUUAGCUCAAAACUUAACACCUGAGCUCGCUAAGCAAGGCCUUACUAGGCAUGCUAGAAUCCUCUAGGCAAGUCUGCAGGAGGCCCUUCAGGACCAAGUUUGUGGUUCACUUGGCAAUACAAUAGGGUGUCCCAUUUAUCAUUUUAACUUUGCAAGUGCCCUUGAGUCCAUGUUACAUGUACAAACCUUUAGGGCAGGGGUAUCCCAACUAGGUCCUGAACAGCCGGUGUCCUGCAUAGUUUAGCUCCAACUUCCUUCAACACACCUGCCUGGAAGUUUCUAGUAUACCUAGAAAGAGCUUGAUUAGCUGGUUCAUGUGUGUCUAAUUGGGGUUGGAACUAAACUUUGCUGGACACUGGCCCUCCAGGUCCGAGUUUGGACACCACUUCUCUAGGGAAAUGGUCUCAAACUCAAUUCCUGGAGGGCCAAAGCUCUGCACAGUUUAGCUCCAACCACCUCCAACUCCACCUUUAGCACCUUGAACACCUUGAUUAGUUGGAUCAGCUGUGUUUGAUUAGAGUUGAAGCAAAACUGUGCAGAGCUGCGGCCCUCCAGGAAUCAAGUUUGAGACUUAUGCUCUUUAUAUUAAAAGGUUGGUUGUGAGUGACCAAGCUUCUACCUCACAGUCAACACAGCAUUACGUCACGUCAUAAGUGUAGACAUGGUGGUAAGACCACAAGAGUUUAGGGUGCCAUUUAGGAUUGGGCCAGAAUGGCAAAGUGUGUCAUCUGGGUCAAGGUUUAUGAGCUAUAGAUAAACACAUAAAUGGCUCGUUCAAAACAGUGCCAUCUAGUGGUUGGAGUCUCACAUUGACACCCUUUAAGUUUUUAUUCAAACUUGUCUUUAAACCCAUUUUCUAAUCUCUUUUUUUAAUCUAUUUCUUAAUGUUUUGCAUAGGAAAUGGGCUGAACUUAGGAAAUGAACAAGAAUAAUUUCAGGAUGUUGUUUCGGAAUUAUUCCUGUUUGUUUGUAAAUAUUUAGCUUUUUAUUUGUUUGAUUUAGAUUUUUAGUUUUUUAAGUUUAUUUUUGUAUAUUUAUUUGAUCCUUUUUUACAUCUUAUUUUCAAGGCAGUGCCAUCCUGCUUAUUUUAUUUGGUUCCUGUUAUUAAUAUCAAGUUUUCUCCAUUUGGUUUGGACUCUGUAGGUCAUAGUAUUUACCUGUAGCUAAAGCCCAGAGGCACCGCUUAGAAUCUGAAAUAAUGAAGAAUGUUUACAGGCCGCCUCUGGAUAUUUCUACACUGCGGCGGGUGCUCACACGCUGAUCUGUUUUGACUAAAGAGUGUAAUAAUUGUGAGUUCAUGAAAAUUAUUACUGAACAGUAUAACUGAGUAAGCUGUCAUUCACUACACAAAUCUGCCGCCAAUGUGAUUUAAAUUCGGUACGUUGUGUCAGCUGCUUCCUCUACACGCAGAGCCAGAGAGAAUAGACUGCUGUCGUGAAGAAAAAAUAAAACACUAAAUAUUCGAUUUGUAUGCAAUUUUUGCCUGUGAAGUGACGAUCAGGAGUGUCUGAAUGGAUGCCGUCCACCCCAGCACUGAGUCUCAGGAUAGGGGAAACUGUCAGACACAAUGAAUCCCUGAUCCGUGUGUGUAUUUGUGUGAGGCGUUUGAUUCGUCCGCCGCUCUAGAACAAACUAAAGCAUGUUUCCAUAGUUUAGUUAAUGGAAAAGUGCGAAUGUGUGCAUCUUUUGGUAGAUGCAUUACGGAUGGGAUGUCUCCUUUUAUUUGCCAAAUUCAAAACCAAUUAUGAAAUCCAAUGAAGUGAAGAUUUUGCGACUAAUGUUGCUUUGAUUCAGUCGAUGAACUGGAUGACUUUCAGAGCCCCUGUGAAAGCGGUUGAAUGUAUAUGUUUGUACAGAAGUUGUUUAGCUCGGAGGAUCUUAGAGUACGGAUAGAAAUGUGAGCAAAGAGAAGCAAAAUAACCUUUUAUAAAACUUUUGUAUUAGUACAUUAACAAUGGUAAUUUUGUAUAUAUGAAGACUAGGCUUUCUGAGUAGCAGAAAGGAAAACAUUCCUACAUUUUUUUGUAAAUGUAAGUUUGUCAGAAAUAAUUAUGUAAACAUGCGCAAUGUUUUAUGUGCCUUUUAUUUGGGUUGUCUGAAUAAAAUCUGUAAAACAUA
Messenger RNA from Danio aesculapii, 6891 nucleotides. RefSeq names its product vascular endothelial zinc finger 1a (gene vezf1a). The record is from RefSeq and is a predicted model, not a curated record. Gene Ontology annotation, molecular function: RNA polymerase II cis-regulatory region sequence-specific DNA binding; DNA-binding transcription activator activity, RNA polymerase II-specific. Gene Ontology annotation, cellular component: nucleus. NCBI's taxonomy places the organism in Eukaryota, Metazoa, Chordata, Actinopteri, Cypriniformes, Danionidae. Gene Ontology annotation, biological process: regulation of transcription by RNA polymerase II.